Molecule: messenger RNA, 6248 nt
Organism: Symphalangus syndactylus (siamang)
Lineage: Eukaryota; Metazoa; Chordata; Mammalia; Primates; Hylobatidae
Gene: DCTN4
Product: dynactin subunit 4
Cellular component (GO): dynactin complex
Source: RefSeq, a predicted model, not a curated record
CUCUCUCACCCAGGCUGGAGUGCAGUGGCGCGAUCUCAGCUCGCUGCAAGCUCCGCCUCCCGGGUUCACACCAUUCUCCUGCCUCAGCCUCUCCGAGUAGCUGGGACUACAGGCGCCCGCCACCACGCCCGGCUAAUUUUUUUGUACUUUUAGUAGAGACGGGGUUUCACCGUGGUCUCGAUCUCCUGACCUCGUGAUCCACCCGCCUCGGCCUCCCAAAGUGCUGGGAUUACAAGCGUGAGCCACCGCGCCCAGCCAAAUUGGCCUAGAAUUUCAAAAGGGCUCAUUACCAGUAUUUAUUAGAUGUGGAUAUCCUUUGAUCUGCCAGUUCAACUUUAGGGUCUCUGUAUUAGCCUGAGCUCCCCCUAGAAAGCAGAGCUCAAAAUGAGAUUCUGCAGGCAGGAAGCCAGCAUUGAGAAGUGAAUGAGGGUGAGUCCAGAGCUGGGAAGAGUGCAAAAGCAACACAAGGCUAUAUUAUCAAGCUGAUCACCAUUGUGCAUAACUAGGACUCGAUCCUGCUAGAACCCUGAGCCUUUGAGGAUGGAAAGUAUCUCAUUUAUCGCUAGUUCCCUCCCCAGUACCUGGCAUGUAGCAGAGACAAGAUAAUUGGCCACUUAAUUAUUCAAAAUCAGUGCUCUAAAAAGUGUCUGUUUUAUGUGGAUUCAGCUCAAGUCUGCAGCCUUUCUGUACCUGCAGGCUCUGGGACUUCAUUUUAACAGCAUAGUCCAGAAAAGGGAAUUUAAACUCAGUAGACACUAGUUUAUAAACCAGAAAGCCAACGAAUUCAUUAACUUAAAGAAUAACUGCAAAUGAGUUGGCUAGUAAUAUAUUUUCUCCUAGGAGCAGAUGCCACCUAUGAAACUAAAUUAGUGCCAGGCUAUUGCUUGGUGAACAAGUAAUGACUUUUAGGCUCAAUUGGUAAAGCGUGACAUAAAUUGUGAGAUUAGCACUGUAUAAGCUGAAAAGGUCUAUAUAAAUGUAAGGUAUUAUUAACAUCACCAUAUUAGAAAAUAUGCUGGAGGGAGUAUACAUAGGGGUUAUACCUGCAAGCACUAGAGUCAGACAGAAAAGGGUUCUACCUCUAUCAAACCUUAUAGAGGAGUCACUGCACUUCCCUGUGCCUCAGUUUCCUGCUCUGUAAAAUAGAAAUAAUGAUAGCCACAUGCUUUUUGGAGCUGUUGUAAGAAUUAAAUUAGACAAUGUAUGUAAAGUUUUGACACAGUGUGCUGCACUUAAUAAGUGCUCAAUAAAUGUUUGCUAAUAGUAUUCAGUUCCCUUUCUUCUCAGUCACCAACUCUAACAUCAGACAGGUAAUAAUACAACACUACUACAAUUAUAAAAACAUAGACCUGGUGGCAGGCAACAGAGGCUCCAGUUUCUGCUAGGCAGUUCUAGGUGGUCAUUUUACACACUGGGGAGUCCCAGUUAGGGAAAGGGAGUCAGGCUAGUGGGACCAAGGGAUAGCAAAAAGAGCAGAUGCACUCUAAGUCUGCCUUUCUUCAUGGUGCAGGACACAUAGCCCUCCUGUGCAAAUAACUCACAAUCUUCCUGCACUCAGCUAUCACGAGACACAUGCAAGUUAGCUCACUGUAACCUUGGAGUUCUCGGUACUGCACAGCACUCUGCAGCCCAAGAACCACCGGAUAAAAUCUCCAGCAAGCCUUUGUUUCCUUGAAGUCAGCUCCUCUCUGGCUGGUCUGCCCAUUGCAACCUUUCAACGUAUUUUCAUAUCUUCUCUAAUAAAUCUGUAUUUCUUUACCUAGAACUGUUGAUAAAUUAUUUUCCCACCCAUGUAAUACCAGUCUCACGUAGUCGCUGCUCACCCAAGAGGCAGACCUGAGCCUUAGUUUACACAUUAGAAAAACGUAGACGCCUACCAAUAUUGUUCAUUCAUUGAUUUCAUUCCCUCCUUUCAUACUUACUGAAGGUCCACAAUACAGACUUAGACCUAAUGCUAACUAUGUACUCAAAACCUGCGUGGAGGAACUCACAGCCUAAGUUUCAAAUGAGAUAAUGUAUGUGAAAGUUCCCAAAGGCCAUUGGCAAGACUCAGAAGACAGUGCUGGUGUGACUCCUGUCUUUCAGUCCCCACGGAGCCCUGUCCCUUUGAGACCUUCCAUUUGUCUCCUGGAUGCUCGCCUGUUAAGUGGGGCAGAGGAGGCCGUCGUAAAUAAGACAAAAGAUCAGGCUUCCAUUCUGGAAGAAAAGAAUAAAAGGAGCUCACUGAGUCCAGACCUAAUGGCAGUAAGGGCAACGGACGCUCACAGAAGCGCUGGGGGACGGGCCCAGGGUUGGGGGAGAAAACUGGGAUCCCAACUGCGCACGCGCGCUCUGGUUUUCGACGGGAGCAGAGCCGGACGAGGUGGGAAGCCUAACGUCAAAGUCUACGUAGGAAGACGUAGGGAAGGCAGCGAGGAAGGCGCUGGCUCUCGGGUCACGUGAUGCGCCGGGAGCGUCAUCGCUUCUUUCCUCCCCAAGAUGGCGUCUUUGCUGCAGUCGGACCGGGUUCUCUAUCUAGUCCAGGGAGAAAAGAAGGUUCGGGCCCCGCUCUCGCAACUCUACUUCUGCCGCUAUUGUAGCGAACUGCGCUCGCUGGAAUGUGUGUCUCACGAGGUGGACUCCCAUUAUUGUCCCAGUUGUUUAGAAAAUAUGCCGUCGGCUGAAGCCAAACUGAAAAAGAAUAGAUGUGCCAACUGCUUUGACUGUCCUGGCUGCAUGCACACCCUCUCUACCCGGGCCACGAGCAUCUCCACACAGCUUCCAGAUGACCCAGCCAAGACCACCAUGAAGAAAGCCUAUUACCUGGCAUGUGGAUUUUGUCGCUGGACGUCUAGAGAUGUGGGCAUGGCAGACAAAUCUGUAGCUAGUGGCGGUUGGCAGGAACCUGAAAAUCCUCACACACAACGGAUGAACAAAUUGAUUGAAUAUUACCAGCAGCUUGCUCAGAAAGAGAAGGUUGAGCGAGAUCGCAAGAAACUGGCACGACGUAGAAACUAUAUGCCUCUGGCUUUUUCGGACAAAUAUGGUCUUGGAACCAGGCUUCAGCGACCACGAGCUGGUGCAUCCAUCAGUACCCUUGCCGGACUUUCCCUUAAAGAAGGAGAGGACCAGAAAGAGAUAAAGAUUGAGCCAGCUCAGGCUGUGGAUGAAGUGGAACCUCUCCCUGAAGACUAUUAUACAAGACCAGUAAAUUUAACAGAGGUAACCACCCUUCAGCAGCGUCUGUUACAACCUGACUUCCAGCCAGUCUGUGCUUCACAGCUCUAUCCUCGCCACAAACAUCUUCUGAUCAAACGGUCCCUGCGCUGCCGUAAAUGUGAACAUAAUUUGAGCAAGCCAGAAUUUAACCCAACAUCAAUCAAAUUCAAAAUCCAAUUGGUCGCCGUCAAUUAUAUUCCAGAAGUGAGAAUCAUGUCAAUUCCCAACCUUCGCUACAUGAAGGAGAGCCAGGUCCUCCUGACUCUUACGAAUCCAGUUGAGAACCUCACCCAUGUGACUCUCUUGGAGUGUGAGGAGGGGGACCCUGAUGAUAUCAACAGCACUGCUAAGGUGGUGGUGCCUCCCAAAGAGCUCGUUUUAGCUGGCAAGGAUGCAGCAGCAGAGUAUGAUGAGUUGGCAGAACCUCAAGACUUUCAGGAUGAUCCCGACAUUAUAGCCUUCAGAAAGGCCAACAAAGUGGGUAUUUUCAUCAAAGUUACACCACAGCGUGAGGAGGGUGAAGUGACCGUGUGCUUCAAGAUGAAGCAUGAUUUUAAAAACCUGGCAGCCCCCAUUCGCCCCAUUGAAGAAAGUGACCAGGGAACAGAAGUCAUCUGGCUCACCCAGCAUGUGGAACUUAGCUUGGGCCCGCUUCUUCCUUAAAAGGUUCCAUUGGAGGGCAGAUCCCAAAGGACAGUAUCAACAUAAACCUGCGUUAAAAUGUGGAAGCUGCUGCUUCAUUAGGCCUUGUUUAUAACGAUGUACCCAUGCACUACGGAAUUCUAUUGCUAAGAAAGUGGGAGCAUAGGCAAGGCAUUGGGAACACAGGGUAGCUGCUGUUGCUCUUGCUCUAACCCCUGUUGACACCAGUAAGUCUGUGUCUCCCUCACUGAGCCCUGCACGUUGAGUAACAGCAGCAUAAUUCCAUCCUAGGAAAGGGGAUGGGUGUUCCUUGGAAUGGCAUUGUAUUUACCACCUGAGAAACUCUGACUGUACUGUCUCUUGAUCUGAUCUCACUAAGGAUCACAAUGUCACAGAUGAAACUUAAAUGAUAACCCAAAGGUAGACCUGCUGUUAAUGAUCCAGCAUUGGUCACAAUGUACCAACUGCUUUCUGCAUUCCAUUAAAUAUCAUCUAACAGUCUAAAAUAUAUCCCUUCACUUGCCAUAAUGGCUGCCAUUUUGCCAUAGAUUUCCAUAUAACUGAAAAAUUGAAUUGUCACAUUAUCUUUAGUAUUGUGAUGAUUGGAAAAACCUAUGAAGUUGUUAAGGCACUCUCAUUUGCCCUCUUUUUCUAAGUGAAUACAGGACACGUAUUAGUUGUUCUUAAUUUUUUUCCCAGUAAAAUAUGGAUCUUUUAAGAAGAAUUUGAGAAGCAAGCAAUUACAUGUCAUGUCAGGGGGUAGCAAAUUCCAUUCGUUUUCAAUAUUGCCACAAUACCCAGGGAUUAAUGCUGCCACAGGGGGGCAAUCUUUAUUUGUCUUACUUCCUACCCCUUCCCUGUUCUGCCUCUUUAACUUGGUUAAGUUGUUCUGUUUGGGACCUGGAAAACAACCCAAAGAAAACCUGAGUGGACAGGUUCAUUUCUGGAAUGCAGAAAACAUUUUAAAGGUUAGAUUUUUAGCAUAUUCUCAACUAGCAUUCUUUCCAUUGAUUUGAAGGGGAAAUUAACUAUUAUAAUCUCUUGAAUCCAAAACUGGAUAUUAAGAACUUUCCCCCUUACUAAGUUUAAGACUUUUGUCAUGUGGUGAGUCAAAUAAGACCAUUUUGAUUGUAAACCAUAAAAUAGUUCAGCAAGUAGCCCACAAUUCUGGCCUAACAGCAGACUUGCUGUUUUCACUUGGUAUCCUGGAGUUGGGUUGCUAACCUUAAUUUCUAUGAUGUUUUCUAAAAUGAAACUUGACAAAGUAGACCACCAGCUGCACCGUGUUUUCUGUAAAAGUAUUGUUAGUUAAGUGGCCAAGAGACUUGAGGAAAAUACAGAUUUUUUGUUUACCUUGGUCUUGUUUUAAGUCUUAAAAAAUUAAAGAUACAUUAUAAUGUAGAAUACAGAUGGGGCAUAGUCCUUGUAAGCUUUCCUUGAAAAUGUUUUAAAUAUUUAGGAAGCUUUUAAAAGACACUAAAUUGUACUAAUUGUACAAAGGUCAAGCCAAUUUUAUGAAACAGUCCCACAGAGUAAUAUAUGUGAUACAGUGUAAGAAGGAAAAUACUCAUCUCUAACGUUAUGGUAAUAAUAAGGUUUAGCCUCUUAGGAGUUGGAGCAGGGGGAUGGGUAAUUACAAAUUUGCAGACUAUAGAAAGAGUUUCAUUUUUUUGUGACCCCACAGAGUCUCAAAUUUUUAUUUCACUACCUGCUAGAGCCUACUGUGAAAUCACUGCUCCCUAUUUGCCAGUGGAGGAAAUGGGCAUAGAGUAGAGAAUAGCUUCAUAUGUUUACACGUUUGCAUAGACUACACACAUGUCGUGCAUUUAUGGCAGGUAGCUGGUAUUUAUUCCCCAAAGUAAUAAUGUUGAAGUAUGGGUCUCAUCAUUCCCAUAUACAGAAACACAAAACACUUUGAUUGUAAACUUUUUUCUUCAGAAGCCGAAUUAACUUGCAGAAUAAUAGAGCCAUUGGUUUAAUGUUUCCUCAAGAUAGGUUUUAGUGCAAGCUAGUAUUCUGUGUGUUCGUAGAAAUGAUUCAACACCUGCAGCUGGUGAAUUAGGAAUUGUAUUUGUUGCCUUUUUUAUAUUAGAUGAGGUGCAAAAAUUUUAAUGCUAGUCAGUAUGCACCACCACAAGAAAGUUAGAUCCUAUUAGCACUUGAAACUACAGUUUUGGAAACUUAGGCUAAGUUAAUUUGGAUUUGUUACUUGAUUCACCUACUGACCUUUUCUUUUGUUUGAAGUGCUUAUCAGCAUAAUGAGCUAAGUGUCAUGCAUAUUUGUGAAGAAACAUCCUUUUUGGUCCCUUUUGGGACAGAGAGGUACUCCUUGAUCUUUAUGAAUGACAGGUUACUGUUUUGCCUUAUUGCUUAACUUAAUGUAGUGAAAUAAAGCAGACAAAGCUUGA